GUGACGUCACCGCAGCCAGCCAAUGGACGGGCGCCGCGGCGGAUUUCGAAUGUGGCGGCGGGAGGUGCGAGCGGAGGCGCUGGAGAAAGAAGAUGGCGAAGGAAAGGUGCCAGAAAAAGUCCUUUCAAGAUAGUCUUGAAGACAUAAAGAAGCGAAUGAAAGAGAAGAGGAAUAAAAACUUGGCAGAGCUUGGCAGACGCAAGUCCUUUAUAUCUGCACCAGGCCAAGGACCCACUAGCACUUCGGCACAGCUGGCAAAUUACCAGAACAACAAUAGGUUAUUGGUUUUAGCUUUGGAAAGUGAAAAGUCCAAAGUGAGGGAGGCCCAAGACACCAUCCUGCAACUGAGAAGAGAGUGUUACCUCCUCACCUGUCAGCUGUCCGCGCUGAAAGAGAAGCUCACCUCACAGCAGGCUAAAGGCACUGCACAGCACCAGGAAGCAUGUCUCCCAGGAAUGGACCCCAGUGUUGACGGCAACAGCAGGGAAUCACCUGGGAGUGACUUAUCGCAAGGUCCUCUUCAAGAAACUCACCUUUCAGAACAAGUACAGUCAUUUCAAAUAGAAGAGCCAAGUCCUAUCAUUUCUGCAGACACACUGGUUAGAGACUUUGAUUCAGAUGAAGUCAUGUCUGCUGAGGAUGUCUUGCCUAGAACCAUAUCUCUGCGUCGCCCGAAGAAACACGUCGGGGGUUUAAGUCAGUCCAGUGCCGUGGAGGACUGUGGGGCCAGCCAUCUGGCUGGGCAAUCUUCGGAACUGGAAAGAAUUGGACGUGGAGACCCCAUGGUGCACAUACCUGACAAAGUAAAACAGAAUGUUUAUCGCUGGAGCAAGGACUCCGUUAACUUAUCCCCUAGACCCGCUCAGCCAGGAACGCUUCCUAAAGCAAAGGAAAUUGUUCUAGAAUCUGCAUCAGAGCCGCAGAGAAGCAGGCAUACAAACACACAGGGAAGAAGAAAGGGAGCUGGGAAGAAGAGGAGGAGGAAGUCAAAGACAAAAGGGAACUGCAGGGAAUCUGAGCAAGACGCGCUCCCUCCGCGACCGAGACUGCGACCGCGGGCGGGCCGCGCCGCCCGCUCCUGUGAUGCCUACAACUUCAACCUGGAAGAGGGCGUCCAUCUCACCCCCUUCCGCCAGAAAGUGGACAGCGACUCUGCUGGGGGCACCAGCGGCAGUGAGGGUGACAGAAGUGACUCUGAGACCAGCACUUCCGAGGAUGACACCGACGACCUCUACGUGCCGUCCCGCAAGUACACUGAGGACUUCGCCAGCAAAGCGGACAGACCCGUGACCAGGCCCAGAUCCAAAAGGGGACCGCAGCGCAUGGAUGACAAGGCUGGGCAGGGGCCACCUCCGUCGAGCCGGACCCCUGAGGGCACACCUCCAGAUGCUCACCAGUCACCUCGUACACUGAGCAACAUCGCCAAGGGCCUCUCGUUUUCUACAGUGGAAAUCAGGAAGCUUUCCCUUUCUCCAAAAAGGAAUGGAGAGAACCUGACGCCUCUGCGCAAGCCUAGGUGCGCUGCCAUCGUGAGCUGUGAGGAGCCCGGCCUGGCUUCGCAAGACCCUGUUCAAGAAACUCAUCUUCCAGAACAAAUAGAAUCAUUCCAAACAGAAGGCACACCUCCUGAAGCUCACCAGUCACCUCGUCAUAUACUGAAAGAUGUCACCAAUAACCUCUUACGUCCUACAGUGAAAACCAGGAAGCUUUCCCUUUCUCCACAGAGGAACAAAGAGAGCCCCCCCACGUCUCUGCCCAAGCGUAGGUGCACCACCAUCCUGAGCUACAAGGAGCCAACCCUGGCUUCGAAACUAAGAAGAGGAGACCCUUUCACAGACUUGUGUUUCCUGAAUUCUCCUAUUUUCAAGCAGAAAAAGGACUCCAGACAUUCUAAAAGAAAAAAAAGUACAAAGCAAUCCCAGUGAACCCUUUAUAAGAUGCUGUCGAAGUUGACCCUGUGAACCUGUGUCCUGAGAGACAGUGUGCGAAGGGGUAUGCUCACUGCCGUGGACCAUAAAUCCCAGUGUUGUGCACAACUGUGUUGUGGAACUGUUGGCAUUUGUUUGUUUGGUUUUGGUUUUUGGAGGUAGGGUCUCAUUCUAGCCCCGCUGACCUGGAAUUCACUAUGUGGUCUCAGGGUGAUCUCGAACUCGGCAAUCCUCCUACCUCUGCCUCCUGAGUGCUAGAACUAAAGACGUGCACCACCACACCCAGCAUUUCUUAUGCUGCCUGGACACAUGCAUUUUAUCCAAAAUAUGCCCUGGUACCAACAUUCUGACAUUGACAUGGCCACCUGGCUUUACUUUUCCCUUAAGUAGAAAAAAAGAACUUUUAAAGAUAGGAUGCAAGUCCUGGACUUUCAGCAUAGACGCACACCAUAUGGGGUUUGGGAGUCCUUUAUGCCACCUGUGUUUAGAUCUGCAGAUAAAACGUGUGGACUGUGACUAGAGAAGCUGCUUGCUUAGGCCCAAGGACUCGGUACAUGGCUAGAUAUGAAGUCUUAAGUGCUUUUUCACAGUGAUUCCUCAGCAAAAUCAUAAAUUAUUGUUUCAUGGACUUUAGGGGAGUGGUCAGAACUCUCAGAUGUUGAAAGUGUAAAUAGUAAGUCUUCUGUUUCUGGUCUACCAAUGAGAAGUGGCUGUCUACUCGUGCACACCUCUCUAAGUGACCAAUUUUAAAGAACAAUAAAAUUUGUAAACGUGCCACUGUGA
Messenger RNA from Jaculus jaculus (lesser Egyptian jerboa), 2711 nucleotides. It is a transcript of the gene Sgo1, whose product is annotated as shugoshin 1. Bases 93 to 1925 code for a protein of 610 amino acids. Gene Ontology annotation, biological process: meiotic chromosome segregation. Lineage: Eukaryota; Metazoa; Chordata; Mammalia; Rodentia; Dipodidae. The record is from RefSeq and is a predicted model, not a curated record. Gene Ontology annotation, cellular component: nucleus; chromosome, centromeric region. The transcript has 10 exons.